Molecule: messenger RNA, 249 nt
Organism: Dictyostelium discoideum AX4
Lineage: Eukaryota; Evosea; Eumycetozoa; Dictyosteliales; Dictyosteliaceae
Exons: 1
Coding region: 1-249 (82 amino acids)
Source: RefSeq, a predicted model, not a curated record
AUGAAUAAAAUAAUUCUCAUUGUACUUUUAUUAUCAAUUGCCACCUCGGGAGCAUUUUGUUCAAUUUUCAAUACCAAAUGUAAACAAGUUUGUAAAGAAAGUUACCAAUUAUGUGUUGCCGGUUUUGACUCACCAGAUAUCUCAGUGCAAAUCGAAGCUUGUUCAGAAGUAUUGGAUAAAUGUUUUUAUAACUGUAUCCAUCCUUAUAUAGUUGUUUUCCCAAGUAAAUCACCUGCAGCUCAUAAUUAA